ACGAGACAAAUUUAUUUGUUCUCUUUCUACAUCAAACCCCCGCUUCUCUCUCUAAAUAUCAAGCUCUGUUAUCUUCCAACUCCCUCGCAAGCUGCUGGUUCCCUAAGCGUCAAUCCUGUAAUAAAGCCAAACACUCCCUCUAGGGUUUCUACUUUCUGUUUUCCAGCUUCGAAUUGGAGCUUAAAGGAAACGAAUCUCUCAAUUUUCUACAGUUUCACACAUCCACUCAUUUCUUGUUCAGGCACGCCGUGAAUCAUAAAUAUUCCCAUCAAUGCCAGCCUUCUCAAUCACCUUCAACUAGUUCCCCGGAAAAUCCUACCCGCCGAAUCCCAAAUGGAGGGACACCGCAAUCUCCGCAUCAUUCUCAGCAUCGUAUCCAUCUCUUUCUUUCUUCUAGUCUUUUCCUUAUUAUACUUCUGGUUCCGUCGGAGAAGGGACAUUAGAAGCAGAAGUAGCAGCGACGGGUUGGAGGAGAGCGAGGGUUUUAAGCUUGUGAAGACAGAUGCUGAAGAGCUUGUGGUGUUUGCUGGCUGCGAACAUUUGAGGACUCAGGACAUACUUGAUGCGCCAGGGGAAGUUGUGGGGAAGUCGAGUUAUGGGACUUUGUACCGGGCUACCAUCCGGAUUGGCGCCGGAGCAACCGCAGUCAUGCUACUCCGGUUCAUCCGCCCGGACUGUGUUGGCCGGACUGGCGAUAUCCUCAUGGCUAUCCGGUUGAUUGGGUUGCUCAGGCAUCCUAAUCUGGUGCCACUGAGGGCUCUUUAUGUGGGGCCGCGGGGGGAGAAGCUCUUCGUCUAUCCCUUCUAUGCUGCUGGCAAUCUAGCUCAGUUUCUGAAAGCAGGCAGUGCUGAACCCAAAAGAUGGAAAGUCAUCUAUGAAAUCUGCUUAGGAAUUGCCAGAGGACUGGACCACCUCCACAAUGCAUUGCAGAAACCAAUCAUUCAUGGCAAUCUAAAGUCGAAAAAUGUACUCCUCGGUUCUAAUCUUCGUCCUCACCUCUCCGACUUUGGCCUGCACCUCUUGCUUAGCCCAACUGCAGCACAGGAAAUGCUGGAGGCAUCUGCAAAUCAGGGAUACAAAGCUCCUGAGCUGAUCAAGAUGAAGGAGGCCAACAUGAAAACAGACAUCUACAGCCUUGGGAUCAUCUUGCUUGAGAUAAUUACUCUUAAGGAUGCACCGAGUUGCAGAUUGUCAGUUUUCGAUAGUAAGAUCUGUGAUACAUUCAGCUCCAAUAUCAUCAUCAAUGGCAAAAAAGACCAAAAUUCAAGCAAUGAAGCACUUCUUAGAUGCUAUCAAGUGGCAAUUUCUUGCUGCUCGACAUCACCGGCUCUGAGACCAGAUAUCAAGCUUGUUAUCAGAAAACUGGAAGAGAUUGGGCGUUUCUGACUGAGAUUAUCUAGAUGAAGACAGCUUGUUCUUUUUUUAUUAUAUAGCUGGCUGAUUUCAACAGUAGACCAUGUGGUGGUUGUGUUACUUGUGUGUUGAGCUAAGCAACAGUUGGAGAAUUGAAAAGAGUGUUCUUGUGGGUCCUUAGAUUGCCACCAAUUUAACUUCACUAACAACAAAUACCUAAGCUGUCUUCAGUUAAAAUUUGAUUCUGAGUGUUUGAUUCUGCGGUGGUUUGACCUUUCAUCAUUGAUGAUCAGUGAUGAGAAUUGUAGAAAGAAAUUUAAUAUCAAGAUUUUAAAGCAUCAGCAUGAAA
Molecule: messenger RNA, 1702 nt
Organism: Dendrobium catenatum
Lineage: Eukaryota; Viridiplantae; Streptophyta; Magnoliopsida; Asparagales; Orchidaceae
Product: putative kinase-like protein TMKL1
Exons: 2
Coding region: 334-1386 (350 amino acids)
Biological process (GO): protein phosphorylation
Molecular function (GO): protein kinase activity; ATP binding
Source: RefSeq, a predicted model, not a curated record